This is a messenger RNA of Magallana angulata, 2140 nucleotides long. RefSeq lists its product as uncharacterized. NCBI's taxonomy places the organism in Eukaryota, Metazoa, Mollusca, Bivalvia, Ostreida, Ostreidae. Bases 128 to 1792 code for a protein of 554 amino acids. The record is from RefSeq and is a predicted model, not a curated record. The transcript has 11 exons.
CAGGUAUACUAAGGUAGGGCUAUUAUAAUCAGGUGGCCAUCAAGGACCGUGUCUUGUUUUCCUUUCUCAAAGGAAGCUAUAAAAGUAUUGUCUUAGGACAACAGCUUGGUAAAAUGAUGCAAGAAGGAUGAAGUAUGGAAAAUUUACACGAAUGACGAAUGGAUAUUUGGUUGACGUGUACAUAGCAUUUGUUGUCAUUCAAAAUGUCCAGACACAGUCAAGGCUUGUUGUAAACACAACUUGUCUGGAGUUGGCUAAACCAUCAAACCAACAGUACCGACUGAUCUGUAGUCACCAUGAUUAUCACUGUCUCUUUGAUGAGAGUUAUACCCAAGAGUUUGAGGUCUGUAGGGAGUGGAAGUGGAUACCUGGAGGGAAAUGUGCAUAUUUCAACACAUAUGGAAGUGGCAAUGUUGAUGAAAGGCAGUGCAACCCAGGAAUCAGUCUGACUUGUUCUGAACACAAUCGUCAGUUCGAGUCCAACAAAAAUAUCCAAUUUACUGCAUGUUAUGCAAAAAGAGACAGUAGUACAUCUUUAUCUACUUCUACAAGUCCAGCUCUAGUUACCUCAAACAAUGCUACCUCAAAUGGAGAUAUUGCAAAAUCAUCUGUAACUUCAAAAGCCUGGAUUUUCUCUCUUUUUACUGGCAUUGCUGUCUUCCUGUCUAUUGCUGCGAUUUUAUUCAUCCGUGGGUAUAUGGAUAAUCUACUGUGCAAAAUAGUUUAUCCUGUGGAAAGUCAAGAAUUGAGUGACACAGUGAGGAAUGAGGAUAAUUUAGAACAACAACCAUUUUUGAGGAAUGAGGUGAAAGAUACAUCAAAACGUUCCCAAACGUUGAGGCAUGAAGAUGAAAUUACAAAUGAAACAAGAAAGAGUGAUAUGAAUGAAUCUGAUUCAUCAGAGCACUUUGAAGAAGCUCCCUCUUCUCCGACAAUCAUAAAACAAAAGAACUCUGAAGUAUCAACAGAUGAACAUCAAAAAGGUGAUAACGAUGAAUUCAGGACAAAUGAAGUGAAGUCAAAUACAAGUAAACCAGUAGAAGUUGACAUAUCAAAGGAUUUAAAAGAAGGAGGAACAACAGCAGACAAAUCAGAUUAUGAAGAAGGAGACACGCAGGAAAAGACUGAUGUGUUUAAUGACACCGUGGAAAUUUUAAAAAGGAUAGCACAUCCAACAGAGAAAGAUAGUAAAGAACUGUGUACAGGGCUGUACAACCUGUUGGGUAAAGAAGGUCUGAAACUGACAGAGGAAGUUAUGGCAGCGACCAUCAGAAGACUUACUGGGAGAUCAGUGGAAACAUUAUUUAAGGAUUUAACAGACCAAGAAAAAAGCAAACUGAAGGAGACAUUGUCUGAAGAAUUCAAUCGCAUUUUUGAAUCAAAAGAAGAACGUAAAAAGUCAGUCCAUGUAUUAUACAGUUUACUUAAAUUCUUCCUUGAAGAAGAACUUUGGCCAAAAUCAGGUUGGGGUAAUCCCGUCUGGGGAAAAAACCUUGGUAUUGGAGAUGACAUUGAAAGAUUAUAUAGGAUUCAGACCAUUUUUCGGGAAAUAUCAAAUCCUACCGAAAUUUCAGUCAAAAGUUACACAAGACUGUUAGACAUCAUGUAUAAAGCACUCAUCAGGCUAGAUCAUGAUGUUGAUUCGAAAGAGGAUUUUAAAGCAGUCGUUCUAAAGUUAAAACAAAUUAAAAAUCAGAGUCGAACCCAAAUCAUAUUAAAACAAAUAACUGAAAUAUAUAACCUAUUUUUAAAGACAAAAAGUAACCAAUGCUGUGAAGAAGAAGCAAAAUGAAGUCAGAAGCUUUAUAGAAGUUUAAGGACACUCUUACUGCCGAAGAAAUUUAAUGUUUUCUGUAUUUAAACAAGGAUUAAAUAAGAAAUUGAUAGUGUUGUUUGUAGAAUUCAAUUGACUUCCUGUAAACAAGAGGAGCAGUUAAAUCGACCUAUUUAUCGUACAAUUUACUUUAUCUGUUUUCGUAAAGAAAAUCACUCGAAAAUCAGAAUUGUAUCACCGUGCAGAAUUCACUGUUCAAAUAUAACUUUAUUUUGGACUUGACUUUUAAAAUUCAACAUAUGUUUCGUAAUAUUUUCUUACAGUUUAUUUCUUACAAAGUUGCUUAUUUAUUUAGUAAUUGACACU